Messenger RNA from Hemicordylus capensis (graceful crag lizard), 1581 nucleotides. RefSeq names its product hemopexin (gene HPX). Lineage: Eukaryota; Metazoa; Chordata; Lepidosauria; Squamata; Cordylidae. The transcript is spliced from 10 exons. Bases 85 to 1500 code for a protein of 471 amino acids. The record is from RefSeq and is a predicted model, not a curated record.
CUAUAAGAAGGGGGCUCUGGGGCGGGGCUGCGCGCUUGGGAGUCGGGCCAGGCCGGGGACAGCAGCAGCAGCAGCAGCAGCAGCAUGAUGGGCGGCCUCGGCGUCUUGGGCGCGCUCUGCUUGAGCUCGGCGCUGGCGGCGGCGCUGGCGCGGGGCCACAGCGGCAGCGGCCGCCCCGGGGGCGCUUGGCACCACCACCCGGGCUCCCAGCCUCCGCCCAACGACACAGAGCUGCUGCAGCGUUGUGCGGACGAGGCUGGCUUUGAUGCGGUCGCGCUGGAUGAGAGCGGCACGAUGCUCUUCUUCAAAGGGGAUUUUGUCUGGAAGGGAUUCACCGGGCCCCGCGAGCCCAUCAGCGCCUCCUGGCCUGAGGUCCCGGAGGGCCCCCUCGACGCUGCCCUGAGGAUCCACCGCCAGGACCACCCGGAAGUGCACGACAGCCUCUUCCUCUUCCAGGGCAAGCGUGUCUGGGCCUACGCGCAAGGGAAGCUGAGGCACGGCUACCCCCGGCUCAUAGCGGAGGAGUUUCCCGGGGUGCCCGGGGACCUGGCUGCCGCGGUGGAGUGUCACCCCGAGGAAUGCACGACUGAAACCAUCAUCUUCUUCCAGGGCCCCGCGGUUCUCUCCUACGACCUGAAGACCAAGGACCUGAAGCGCCGCCAGUGGCCGGCGGUUGCCAACUGCUCUGCUGCUGUGCGCUGGCUGGAGCGCUAUUACUGCUUCCAGGGCAUCCGCUUCUGGCGCUUUGACCCGGCCACGGGAGAUGUGCCCCCGCACUACCCUCUGGAUGCCAGGGACUACUUCAUGCUCUGCCCGGGAAGAGGGCACGGGCACGGGGCGCGGGGCAAUGCGACCCUCCGGGCUGUCACGGACCGCUGCAGCGGGCACCCCUUCCAGGCCUUCUCCUCGGACGACUCUGGGCGGAUCUAUGCCUUCCGUGGGGGGCAGUACUUCCGCCUGGACUCUGCGCGGGACGGCUGGCACUCCUGGCCUCUCAACCACACCUGGAAGGAGCUGGAGGGGAAGGUGGACGCUGCCUUCAGCUGGGAGGAGAAGCUCCACCUGAUCCAGGGCUCCCAGGUCACCAUCUACCGGGCUGCCCCCGGCUACCCCCGCGUGGAGGGCUACCCCCGGGCCCUGCAGGCUGAGCUGGGCCUUGCGGGAGCCGAUGCCGCCUUCACAUGCCCUCACGCCCAGGAGCUCUACGUCAUCCAAGGAAGCCAGAUGAGGCGUGUGGACCUGCUGCAGAGCCCCCGGGCGCCGGGACCAGCGGUGCCCCUCCCUCAUGCCCAGGUGGAUGGCGCCCUGUGCACCAGCAAGGGGGUGUACCUUUUCCAUGGGGCUGACUUCCACCAUUACGCGGAUGUGGCUGCGCUGAGUGCCGCUCUGGCUCCGGCCCCUGCCCAGAGCACUGCGGCCAUCUUCUUCAGGUGCCCGGCUGUGGCUGCGGGGAGCGGCCAGCAGGGCUCUCCCCAACAACGGCCCCCUCGCCAGCGAUGAGGGCCCCAAAUGGGCCAGGGCCACCCUGGAAGCCACUCCCUGCUCUGCCUCUCCAGGCAGCCAAUAAAGCCCUUGCCUGCC